Molecule: messenger RNA, 1316 nt
Organism: Alosa alosa (allis shad)
Lineage: Eukaryota; Metazoa; Chordata; Actinopteri; Clupeiformes; Clupeidae
Product: LRP2 binding protein
Exons: 9
Coding region: 114-1169 (351 amino acids)
Molecular function (GO): protein binding
Source: RefSeq, a predicted model, not a curated record
CUAGCAACAAGCUUUUAUGACGCACUAGUCAAAGCAGAGCGCAAAUACUAUUUCAGAAAUCAGAGGAAAUCGACGCAUUGGAUGUGAGCAUGCCCAGGUCCGUCUGAAGGGCAAUGGAAUCUGGUUGUCAGACCUUGCCUGAAGAGCAAAUCAGUUCCGCAAAAAGGAUUUUAAAAGCGGUCAAAGCUAUUUACCCAGACGAAGAUGCAAAUGAAGAACCCAUCGAGCCACCAGACUCCAGUGCCAGCCAUGCCACCUUGUUGGAGAGGUCUGAGAGGUUGUUGAGACCCAGGGCGGAGACAGGCGACCCACAAGCCCAGUUCCUCCUAGGGCUUGUCCACUUUGAAAAGCAUCACUAUGCAGAAGCACUUGAGGCCUUCAACUCCAUCAAGGAUCAAGACCCACAAGCCCUCUACCAGCUUGGAGUGAUGCAUUUCGAUGGCCUGGGGACCCCUGCAGAUCCGGCAUUGGCUGUAGAAUACAUGAGGAGAGUCUCCCAGUCCAGCAGCCCUCAAGCAGGUCACAUCAAAUAUGCCGCACUCUACAACAUAGGCCAGGCUUACCUGGAAGGAUAUGGAGUCCCUGUGUCCAGCACUGAAGCAGAGAGAUACUGGCUGCAAGCGGCUGCAGAUGGAAACCCUGACGCCAGUGUGAAGGCCCAGAGUGCCCUUGGGCUGCUCUACUCCAGGCCUGAGUUGCUGGACCUCAAGAAGGCCUUUUCCUGGCACUCGGAGGCCUGUGGGAAUGGCAGUCUGGAGUCCCAGGGCGCCCUGGGCAUCAUGUACCUGCACGGCCAAGGCAUCCGCAAGGACAUGGAGUCUGGCCUGUACUGCCUGCGCAGGGCAGCAGAGCGCGGCAAUGUGUACGCACAAGGCCACUUGGUGGCGUACUACUACCACCAGAAGAUCUACUCCAAGGCUGUGGGGCUUGCUAAGAGAAUCUCAGAGUACCAGGACAUCUGUGCCAUCACCAGGGAGACGGAAUGUCUGCCUGAGUUUGUCGCUAAGGGCAUCGCCAUGGCGCUCUUCUACUACGGACGCUGUCUACAGUUGGGCCAUGGAACCCCACAGGAUCGGGCCCAGGCUGAGCUCUGUUUUACCAAGGCAGUGAAGCUGGACAGCAAAGUUUGCAAGGAACUGCAGAUGGACAUCACCCUGGGGAAACUAUGACCGCCAUGACAUGAUCGAAUGACACCACCUCAUCCCUCAACCAAAUCAAAUCCUCAACCAUCUCCAUGAUCCCUCCCUAGUCUGUCCCCAUGAUUCUUGCUCUUUUGCCAGAAAUGAUGGAAACAUGAGUACCCAUGUCAAAUUGGA